AUGGGACCACAUCAUGCUCGUCCUCACCCGCAAACUUUGUUUGUAACCCGUCAAUUAAGGGAUCACAACUGCCUCUCAUCCUCUCUAUUGUAUAAUAAUAAUCAUCACAUUGCUGAUAAAAUUAUGAGAGGAUCAAUUAAGGGAUUGGUAUGCUUGAUUGGAUUGAUUGUAGUGAUCAUGAUGGUCAAUAUGAACAAGCUAUCAACCAUGGUUGUAGAAGGACAAAAAACUUCAGAGAUUUAUAUUAAUGAAUUGAUACAACGAAAAGAGUUGAGGACAAUGAUUAUUCAAAAGGAUGAACAAUGGGGAAACUAUACAAAACAAGUGGAUUAUCAAAAGAAGCUAGUCUCUACACAGAGAAGAGCCAUUGCCAUGUCUCGUAACCUUGCUCCAGGAAAGGCUUAUCUAGUCUAUGAGCAGAAAAAUUUAGAGAAACUUCAGUUCAUUACAUUAUCAUCAAGGGAUAGUCACUUUAUGCAAAACAUUUCAGCACUUAAUUUGAAAACAUCCUUUCAAAGAUAUUCGACAAGUCUUUUGGGAAUGAACGCAGUGAUGAAUAGUUCCUUAAUUACACAGGAACUGACAACUCGAAUGAUGAAUAGUUCGUAUCCAACAUUGAAAGCAAUCAACACAACAUUCUAUAGACCAGCUCAAGAUACAUUCAGAGAAAGAACAACAAUGUGUACUGGUGAUUAUUUUGGAUUAUAUCUGGAUCCAAAUACUCGUAUUUUAUAUUCAUGGGGAUUAAACACUUUGGGUAGAAGUAAUCCUACAACGAAUGAAUAUCCUGUGAGUUUGACUCUAUUGUCAGAUGAAUAUAUUAGACAAUUGGCAUGUGGUGCAUCUCACGCUUUGGUUCUGACAAAUAAGGCAAUCUAUGGUUGGGGUUCUAAUUCAUAUGGUCAGCUUGGAAUUGGAAGUAAGGUAGAUAUUUCUCUUCCAACAUUGGUCCUCUCACAUAGUGGAGCAGUUUCCUAUAUUAAUGCAGGUCCUUACACUUCAGUGUUAAUAGACAAUAAUGGGUAUGCACGAUCGUGGGGAAGAAACACUGAGUACAACCUUGGUGUUGGAGUUUGGGGAGAUAAAACCACUCCAACUAUAAUAUCUGCAACACUAAAAUUUUCAAAGAUUUGCUUUGGUAUGCAUCAUGCCAUUGGUGUUUCUCAGAGUGGUACUUUUUAUUAUUGGGGAAGAAGAGGUAAUAAUGGAGUUGAUAGAUAUGUCAUUCCAACAACAACUUGUUUUGUAAAUAACAAUGUUCCAGUUAACGUAACAACCCCAACCACUUUUCCAACUAGUUUUUAUCCAACAAACACAGCCAUUGUGGAUUUCCACUGUGGGGACUAUUCUACAAUUUUACUAUUGAGCAAUGGUGGAGUAUUAUCAUUUGGUUACAAUGGUAAUGGAGCUCUUGGAACAGGUGACAGUGUAUCUUCCACUACGCCAGUAACUAUAAGAAAAGCAGUUAUUGGCAGCUAUCGUAAAAUUAUUAAGAUUGCCCACAAGAAUGAAAUCACUCUUGCCCUUUCAGAUGAUAGAAGGCUCUUUGUCUGGGGUGCUAAUAAUAUUUGCCAAUGUGCAACUGGUAAAGAAUGUAGUACUCAAUGGGAGCCAGAUUUUGCUAGUAUUCCAACAAUUGAUAAUAUUCAUGAUAUGAGUAUUCUCAAAGAAGGUUCUAUUUCAAUGUAUUCUUACAAGGCAACUAUUGGGUUCUUGUUGGGAGGAAGACAAUCCAUCUCUCCUUUCAGUAAUAUAGCAACUGGAACAUACAAAACCAUGAUUAGUGCAAUUAGAUUUAAUAUCAAAUACACUCCACCAAUGGAAAGAAAAUAUCCAGUAUAUGAAAAUGCUACACAUAGAUCCAUUGUCACAGAAUCAACAUUCUUUAGUUACACUGCAGAAAGCUUUGACCUGGUAUCUUUCAAAAAGUCUGCUCUCGAUAAACCAGUUUCUACAAAGGCACAAAUAGGGUACUUUAAUGCAUUCUCAUUCCACAGCACUCACGAUUUUCAAAUUGAUGGAGUAACUUUCUACUUUGGAGGAUUUGUCAAUAACACACUCUCGGAUAGAAUCAUUUCUAAAAGGUGUUUGGAUUGCUUGACUGUCUACAAUCAAACACUUCCUUAUCCAGUGGCAUCAGGUAUGGUUGCUCUGGUUGAUGAAUUCUUGUACAUUUUUGGUGGGUUAACCCUUGAUAGAGAUGAAAUCGUGCCAACCUACAAGGUUAUUAGAGCUAAUGUUUCGAACUUACUAAUGUGGGAAGAAAUGAAGAAGGAAUUCUAUAUUCCCUUCCCUAUUUAUAAUGGAGUAGUAUACGUUUUGGACGAUUCUCUUUACCUUCUUGGUGGAAGAGCUUAUCCUAGUAAUCAACCAACUUCAGAGAUUUAUAUUGCUUCCAUAUUUGACAUGAAGUGGAGAGGCACCAACUCUUUGCUACCAUAUCCAUUAUCAGAAACCAAUCUUAUAAUGGACCCAGAUGGAAUUUACUUGAUUGGAGGCUUUAGACUCAAGUAUAAGCCAAAUACAUCGAUAAUUAAGGCUAACAAGAAUACUCCAUUACAAUGGUUUGACACUUUACAAAGAGUUUCUGAUAGCUAUUUAGGAAUCACUUAUCCAUAUGUUGAUAACUCUACAACAUUGUAUAUUUAUUCUUAUGAUUUCUCUAGUAGAUAUCUAUAUUCUGGUCAAAACAUUUCCCUCUCAACAUACAAGCUAACCUUUGCAAAUCAACCGUUCACUGCAUCAACUAUUGUUACAACCAAGAUAGAUAAUAUAGAUGGAGCUUUCAUUGAAGGUGAUUACGGAUUGAAAUCUUGUUCUGAAUAUUUGGCUAGAUAUCCAAAUCAAGGUUCUGGGUUUUAUUGGAUAUGGCCUGAUGAAAACUCACUCAAUUUUGUUGUGUAUUGUGAACAAUCGAUUGCUGAUGGUGGAUGGACUUUAGUCUCAUCGAGAUCAAAUCUAUAUGAUCCGUCAUUUAUUGAACGAGUUGUAGGCGAUUAUUCAGGAGGAUCAUUAGCAGAUGACAAGUGGAAUAUUUUACUUUCAACAAGUUCUUACUUAAUGUACAAGACCAAGGAAUCUAUUGAAACCAGCUUUACAACAGCAGACCUUAGUGAACUGAAAGAUGGAGGUAAUUGUAAGAGACUCGCUUACUCACUUAAGGAUCCUAUAUUGUACUGGAGAGAACUUGAUUGUGAUCAGGUAAACCAGGAUUAUUGUUUCCUAGGUUUUGGGCCAUCCAGAAGUGCUGAUCUUUUCACUCGGUGUUAUAAAAAUCCAUUCAGAGGUAGUACCAGUAGUUCCGCUUAUGCAAAUAUCUAUCUUAAAUAA
Naegleria gruberi is the source of this 3330-nucleotide messenger RNA. RefSeq lists its product as uncharacterized. The record is from RefSeq and is a predicted model, not a curated record. Gene Ontology annotation, molecular function: protein binding. The transcript has 3 exons. The coding region runs from base 1 to 3330 and encodes 1109 amino acids. NCBI's taxonomy places the organism in Eukaryota, Heterolobosea, Eutetramitea, Acrasida, Naegleriidae.